This is a messenger RNA of Fonticula alba, 3051 nucleotides long. RefSeq lists its product as hypothetical. The transcript is spliced from 5 exons. Gene Ontology annotation, molecular function: protein kinase binding. The record is from RefSeq and is a predicted model, not a curated record. Bases 61 to 3051 code for a protein of 996 amino acids. Gene Ontology annotation, biological process: signal transduction. NCBI's taxonomy places the organism in Eukaryota, Rotosphaerida, Fonticulaceae. Gene Ontology annotation, cellular component: nucleotide-activated protein kinase complex; nucleus; cytoplasm.
CACGCACGCACACACACACACGCAACUCCCGGCCACCUCCCCUGCCCGAGCCCGUGAGCCAUGGGCAACUCGCAGUCGACGGCCAUCCCGCCGCGGGUGCCCGGCCGGCCGGGCGGCCCCGGCGGCGCCUACCACCCGGACGCGCAGUACGAGCGCCCGGGCCGCCUGUCCGGCGAGGACCUUGACGACGGGUCGUCGCCGCAGCGCCGGGACUCGCACCCGCACGCUCCCACCACCCCGCCCCCGAUCGGCACGCACGCGCGCCCGGCUCCGCCGACCAUGGGCGCGCACCCGACGUCGCCCCUGUCCCCGGUGGCCGGCGGCCCGGCUACCGGGGUCUCGCCGCUGGGCACCUCGACCGGCGGCUUUGCCUCGCUCAAUGUGGCCUCCUUGCACAUGGGCCCGGAGGUGGUGCGCUCCAAGGCCGACCCGGUGACCGCGGUCGGUGGCCCUGGCGCCACGUUGGACUUCCCGCGGAGCUCGGGCGGCUUUUCGCCGGCCGACUCGCCGGCCAUCGCCCGGGACCCCGGCCUCGGGGGCGCCGGCGAUGGCGGGCUGGCCACCCCGCCGCCGGGCACCGGGGGGGCGUCCGUGCGCGGGGCGUCCCCCGGCGCGGCCGGGCCCCCGGGCAGCGUGGCCAAUGCGGCUGGCGGCGCGGCGGCGGCGGCGGCGGCGGCGGCCGCCGGCGGCGGCGGCAGCCACCCGCAUGUGGCCUCGGCCGCCCAGUCGAUCCUGGCCCGGCGCGGGCACCACCUGUCCGGCGGGUCUUCCUCGUCCUCCUCCUCGGCCACGCCGAUCCCCCCGCGGGCUGGCCGGUCGUCCUCCUCGUCGUCCUCCUCCGCGGGUGGUGGUGGCGGCGGCGGCGGCGGCGCCAGCGGCAUCGGGGCGUCCUCCGGCGCCGGCGGGCACCACUAUUACGCCGGGGUGGCCAUCGACACCGGGGUGCCCGGGUCGUCGUAUGGCUCGGCUGGCAGCUUCGCCGGCAGCCUGCCCCCCUUCGGGUCGCCGCUGUGCAGCCCGGUGGCCCCGAGUCUCUUUCCCCUGAUGACCGGGUCCACGGCCGCCGGCUUCCCGGACCUUCCCUCCGGGCGUGUGUCCAUGCUGGACUCGCCGGUGUCGCCGGACUCCGGCGCCCCGAUCGACGGUGGCUCUGACAGUUCGUCCGCGGCCCAGUUCCGCCGUGGCGCGUCGAAUUUCAGCUCGGUGCACGGGUUCCAGCCCGCGGGCGGGGAGGCCGCGCCGGCCGGCAGCCUGGCAGGCAUCCCGCCCGGGGCCGAUCGCGCCACCACCCCGGUCCGGCCGAUGCCGCACCUGUCGGCCAUGGAGCCGGGGCUGAUGAUGGAUUCGUUCGCCAUGCGGGCCGGGGGGAAUGGCGUCCGGCCGCAUUCGGCCAUCACAGCCGCCUUCGACCCGGCGUACGCGACCCCCGGCUCGGCGCCCUUCCCGCCGGGGGACGACCCGACGGCGGCCGCCGCCACGGCCGACCCCUUCGCCCACAUCCGGCCAUCGCCCUUCUUCUCGCCGCAGCAGGUGAUCGGCCAUGGGGCCGGCGGCGGCGGCGGGCCCGGCGGCGGCGGCGGCGGCGGGCCCGGCGGCCCUUCCGCCCUGUCGAUGUCGCUGUCCCCCUCGCGGCAGCAUGACUACCCGGCGUCGGCUCCCCUGCCGAGUCUGAUGCCGGGCAUGGAGGCUGCCGGGUCCGGCCCCGGGACCCCGGGCGGCGGCAUGGCCAGCGCCUCGCCCGGGCCCGGGGCCGGGGCCCCGCGGUUUGUCAGCCAGCGCGGCUUCGACGCGCCCAUCCGGCAGGACGUCUCGUCUGGGAGCCCGGCCGGGGCGGUUUCCUCGCCGGUCGGCCGGCCGCUGACGUCGCCGGUCGCCGGGCCAGCGGUGGCCCCCUUGUCCCCGGUGCCGGUCACCAUGCCCGGCGGGGGGCCGUACCUUUUCACGCCGAUGCCGGUGGCGCCGGCUGCGGCGGCGGCGGCCGCGGCGGCAGCUGCGGCGGCGGCCGCGGCCGCGGCUGUGUCCGUCUCCGCCGCCGAUGGCCAUGCGUCGGCCGCGCUGCCGGCCUCCGGGGCCGUGGCGGUCCCCCGGCCGGGGGGCGACGCCCGGCCGUCGGCCGGCACCCAGCUGACCACCUCCUCGCCGGGGUCUGUGGCGGCCGACUCGGGGGCCGGGGACGACGCGGUGCCCACCGCCGGCGCCCCCGCCGCCAUGGGGUCCCCCUCGUCGGCAGCCCGGCCGGCGGGGGACGGCGCGCCGGCGGCCAAGGGUCCGAUCGCCGGGCCGGACCAGGCGGGCCUGGCCGCGGCUCCCGGCAGCCCUCCCCUGGCCACGACGCUGCUCACCUGGACGCCGGCCAACCUCAAGGACCUGGCCAUGCGGUCGCCCCCGCUGUCGGCCGCGGCGUCCUAUGGGGCCGGGGGGGCCGGCUCGCCGGGGCUCCUGGGCCUGGAUGACCCGGCGGCCCCGGCCCCGGCGCUGACCGUGCGCACGUCGCUCGAUGGCUUUGCCACGUCGAUUCCCUUCAUUCGGUCCCACGAGGACUUCCACGCGAUCCUCCACCUGCCGCCGGGCCGGCAUCUGCUGCGCUUCGAGGUGAAUGGCCGCCAGGUGGCCCACCCGGACCUCGGGGUCCACUGGGAUGCGCACUUUUCCGGGCCGGUCAACAUCCUGGAGAUCGGCACCGAGACCACCUGCACCAACGACGAGCAGGGCCUCACGGGGACCGACGACCCGGGGCUCGUGUGGACGCGCGAGAUCCCGGACUUCAGCAACUUCGCCAAGCAGCCCGGCCAGCUGACGCACUUCCCGUCCGGGGGCCCGGGCGGGGCGCCCGAGCCGCCGACCCUCCCCCCUCACAUGAGCAAGAUCAUCCUCAACGCCGACCUGGUCGACCCGCUGGACUCGUCGAUCCUGCCGCCGCCGCACGCCGUGCACCUGAACCACCUGUGUGCCCUGUCGCUGCGCGACGGGGUCAUGGUCCUGGCGGCCACCCGCCGCGUGGGCCGGCGCAAGUUCACCACCACCGUGGUCUACCGCCCGGUGGGUGUCUGA